AUGAAGUCCGCCCUCGUCGCCGCAGCUGUGCUGCUCGGCUCCUCUCAGGCUGCCGUCCACAAGAUGAAGUUGAAGAAGAUCUCCCUCGAGGAGCAGUUGGCCAGCGUCCCCAUCGAGGCCCAGGUCCAGAACAUCGGCCAGAAGUAUAUGGGCGGUGCUCGCUCUGAGAUCAGGGAUCACCUCGAUGCCGUCUUCAACACUAAUGUCGAAGCCAACGGAGGUCACCCCGUUCCCGUGAGCAACUUCCUCAACGCUCAAUACUUCUCCGAGAUCACGAUCGGAAGCCCUCCCCAGACCUUCAAGUGCGGAAGCAUCGCUUGCUACCUCCACAACAAGUACGACUCUGGCGAGUCCUCUACUUACAAGGCCAAUGGCACCGAGUUCGAGAUUCACUAUGGCUCUGGCAGCCUUUCAGGCUUCGUCUCCCAGGACACCAUGACCAUUGGUGACCUCAAGAUCAAGAACCAAGACUUUGCCGAGGCGACUAAGGAGCCCGGUCUUGCCUUUGCCUUUGGCCGCUUCGACGGUAUCCUCGGUCUCGGCUAUGAUACCAUCUCUGUCAACCGCAUGCCCGUCUUUGCCUUCUACCUCGCCAACGAGGAGGGUGAGAGCGAGGCCAUCUUCGGUGGUAUCGACAAGUCCCACAUUGAUGGUGACAUCACCUACAUUCCCCUCCGCAGGAAGGCUUACUGGGAGGUCGAUCUCGACUCUAUCGCCUAUGGCGACGAGGUUGCCGAGCUCGAGGACACUGGCGUCAUUCUUGACACCGGUACCUCUCUUAACAUCCUUCCCUCUUCUCUUGCCGAGCUCCUGAACAAGGAGAUGGGCGCCAAGCGCGGCUACAACGGCCAGUACACCAUUGACUGCAGCCGCAAGAGCGAGCUUCCCGACAUCACCUUUGAGCUUGCCGGCUACAAGUUCCCCCUCAGCGCCGACGACUACAUCCUUGAGCUUCAGGGUAGCUGCAUCUCUACCUUCCAGGGCAUGGACUUCCCCGCCCCCACCGGCCCCUGGCCAUUCUUGGAGAUGCUUUCCUCCGCCGAUACUACUCCAUCUAUGACCUCGGCAACCACCGCGUCGGUGAGCCUACCUGUCCGCGCCGAGCCUAUCGAGUCGCGCUCCAUCGCCAAGUUAUCGGAGCGACGACCCGACCUUUUCACCCACAACGCAGCCAUGGCGCAGCCAGGGGUGGCCGAGGUGAACGGGCCUACCACCCACGACUCCGUCAAGGUUGAGCAUCAGCCUUCGCCCGCGAUCCAAUCUCUAGAAGCCCAGCAACACGCCCAGCAACACGCCCAGCAGCCCGCCGACAUGUCCAUCGCCGUCGCCAGCAAGCGAAAACGCGACGAUGAAACUGAUGCCGGACAAACCGCGCAGGGCGAGAGGCCGACUUCCAAUGGAACGCCAGCCAUCAACGGCUCUUCCGCACCCGCCCUAAAACACACCAAGGCGGAGAUCGAGACCUUUCUAAAGCUUCUCCAAAGCCUUUACACAACCUGUCCCCUCGGUGGACGGCGCUCCACCUGCAAAGCGCGCAAGGUCCGAAGAUGCGACAAGCCCCCGCCAGAAACCAUCGCCGAGAGGGUCACUCAAGGAGUGUAUGCGAAUAUUCAAGAGCUGGCGAAUGAUUUGACGGCGAUCACUCGCUCGCGCCUCACAAGUUCCCUUCCCCUCGAGCAGACCCAGGCCGUGUUUACUCUGCAUAACCAAUGCCGCAAAUACUGCAAGCUUGAGAUCGCAUACCCUCACGCGAAGCCAAUCACCUCGCCCACUCCGACGAAACAGAAUCUGCUUGCGGUCACUGUUCCCGGUCGAAAUGAGGAGCCCAUCACGCUCUUCGCAAGCCCUCUCACGACCAAAGACGUAUUGGACAGGACGGAAACGCUCGCGCACAAGCUUCCAUCCGGCAUCAAGUCAACCGUCAUGAUCUCGGGCGGGGAUGGUGUCGAGAAGAAGCUGCCCGUUAAAGUACCCAAGACACUUGGCGAAACCCUUCCUGCACCCAAGAACCGCCUUCCUCUUAUGCCCACAGCCGCGAAACAGGCACAGGCGAAGCCCAACGCCAAAGAGAACGUGCUUGGCUUCCAGCAACCGAAACCUCACAAUCCUUGGACGAAGUGGUCGAAUGCAUACCCUAAUCAGACUAUUGAUAAGGCGAUUGAGGCGAAACCUGUGGAAAUCGAGAUUGAUCCGGCUCUCAUCGAAACUGUGAUCACGGAGUUGGGCGACGAUGCAAAGAUGACUGUGUUUGAGCCACCACCGGCCACCGUGAAGACCGCCGCUGACCAGGACGUGGACGAUUUGCUUGAAGAGGUGCAUGAUCUGAUUCUCACCCUUUCCUCGUUCCAGCACAUCCGCAACAUCACCAAGUCUGUUACUUCCACCAACAGGCUGGCUGUAGGUGAGACAGAUAUGCUUACCAACAGCCAACUGCCUUCGCCGUCCGAGGAUGAGCUCGCCACCUAUGAGACGCUCAAGACCCUGCUGCAAUCCAUCAUUCGGAGCCUACCACCUUACGCCGUUGCGAAGCUGCAGGGAGACCAGCUGAAUGACUUGCUCGUGAGCACAAGGGUCCCCAUCGAGCUCGAAGAGUACAACGGUAUCAUGGCGGAGGAUGAGGCCGCGGCCCAGGAACGUUUGAGGCUGGAAGUCCAGCAUAAGAUGCAGCAACAACAGCAGCAACAACAAAAGAUGCAGCAGGCCGCCAACACGAACGCUGCCUCGCGCGCAUCCGCGCAUCGUGCUCACAAUGCGACGCCAUAUAACGCUAAUCAGUACCACCCUGGCAAUCCCGCUCAGUACACGCCUCACCCGCAAGCCAGGACCCCCGUUCCCCAGACUCACUAUUACAGGUCCGUAUCGAGCCAGCCGGUCCCCUCGCCUCAGGCCCAACCGCCUCGGCCCAUUCCUCCCCAACAGUCGCCCUCGCAGCACCACAUUCAGCCGCAAAGGGCCAUAAGCCAGCAGUAUCGAGCCAAUGGCUACACUGCGCCAUUUGCUCCUCAGCUAGCUAAGACCCAGACGCCGUACGGCCAUCAAGGCAUGCAGCACCACACCCCGAACCAGCGGCCGCAGCCCUCCCUGCACCCUAUGCUGCCGCACCCCAGCAUCGAAGCCCAAGUGCGACGUAUGCCAACCCAUACCAGCAGGUUCAGCCUGCUCAGCAAGUGCAGCCAGCAUACCCGCAACAGCAGGUACCCCGAGUUCCGGUUCAGUAUGCCGCCUACCCCAACGGCGGCGUCCCGCAACGCACAGCGUCACCGCACAUGCCCCAACAGCCCCAAGGCUAUGCACCAAACCCCAGGCGCCGCCGCAGCGCUAUGGCACCCUGUUCAGCACCAGAUGCAAAACGUACACAGGUCCCCGAUGCCUCGGGCUGCGAGCGUUUCGGGAACGCCGCAUAUGCCUAGUGGUGUUAGCACCGCCCCUGGACUCACUGGAUACCACACAGUAAUGACGGACAGCCAACAGCAGCGCAUGCUGGAGCAAGCGCGCGCGGCGGCUAGGGAUGGAAACAGCGGAUACAAUUCGCCCGUGUCCGGUCUCGCCGGAAUUGGGCUAGGUGCCCCCGUGCAGCAUAGGAUCAUGAACGGUGGUUCUCAAGGUGGCUCCCCCAUCGUCCAGCACCAGAUUCCAGCCAAGGUUUCUCCCGUUCCCGUCCCAAUCAUCCCAUCGGUGCCUAGGGCGUCUCCUGUCCACCUUGGCCAGCCCGAUCAGAGGCAGGGUCUGACCCCGCAACCGGCGCCUCAAAUGAUGCCUCGGCCAGACGGACCGGUUCCCAUGAGCCAAUAA
This is a messenger RNA of Parascedosporium putredinis, 3792 nucleotides long. Lineage: Eukaryota; Fungi; Ascomycota; Sordariomycetes; Microascales; Microascaceae. The record is from the annotation of a GenBank genome assembly.